Messenger RNA from Tilletiaria anomala UBC 951, 608 nucleotides. RefSeq lists its product as uncharacterized. Bases 202 to 507 code for a protein of 101 amino acids. Lineage: Eukaryota; Fungi; Basidiomycota; Exobasidiomycetes; Georgefischeriales; Tilletiariaceae. The transcript has a single exon. The record is from RefSeq and is a predicted model, not a curated record.
GAAGGGACACGGAGGGAGCCGGUGCUGUUAGCGUGCUCGCAUGGUUCAGCGUGCAAGCAAACAGAUGGGUCCUUCCUCAUCCUCCAGUUGAUCAGAUGAGCCACUGUCGUGCGAGCAGCUCACCCUCUCGGAUAGAGGUUGUGUCAUGCUCAUAGAUAUGUACAACGAUUGUAGGCUAGACUGACGGUGGGUGUGUUUCCGAUGUCAGCCAGCCAGUAUAUCGGCCUGGCGCUGGCGGUCUCUCUUUUUCUCGGUUGGGGAUGCUGGAUUGCGGUGGGUCGCGCUGUUCUGACCAGAUCCUCAGCCAGCGCUCGUCAAUGUGUAUGCAAGACUGGGACAGGUGGAAGGCAAGCUCGUGCUCCCCUCAAUGAGACGCAAAAUAUAAGUGCAUUCAUUCAGGAGAUACACUGCACUGCGGAGGCUUCCUGUGCGCCUCAACUUCAUGGAGCAGCGAGCCUGGACCAAACGCAAAUUGAUGCAAAUACAGAUCUAGUGUUGGACAGAUAGGGCUUGGCUUCGCUGCAGCAACGCUUGCUUUCAAGGAAUAUCAAAAGGACACGUAUUGACAGCGAGUGCGUGGUCAUAGGCUAAGGGUUUCUGCAUUGAAA